This is a messenger RNA of Petromyzon marinus (sea lamprey), 11510 nucleotides long. RefSeq lists its product as uncharacterized. The record is from RefSeq and is a predicted model, not a curated record. NCBI's taxonomy places the organism in Eukaryota, Metazoa, Chordata, Hyperoartia, Petromyzontiformes, Petromyzontidae.
AAAAGCGCUACCCGCCAGGGGCUUUUUAAAAAAAAAAAAUAUGUAAAGCGGCGCGCAUAGAUUAUGCUAAGCAGGGGAGGUAUUUGAGGUCUGCCUCAUGCGCCGAGUCGCGAUAUGGAGCAGUAGCAUCCGAGUUUCAGGUAGCGGCGCACGGGACGGACAGCACAGCACGUGUAAUAACGACUAAUACUACUCAUACAGCAGCAGCAGCAGCAAGUAGCGGCAGUGGGGGGAGUGGUGAGAGGCGAACGCUCCAUUGCCGGCUCGCGCGAGCGGAGGAGCGAGCUGCAUUACGCGCCGUCAAGUUGGGGGAGCGAAUUGAUUUUAACCGGUGGCAGUUGCAGUGGCAGCGGCGGCGGCGGCGGCGGCGACGACGCGCGAGCCCGACUGCUUCUGUAGAGCGGCCGUAGCUUUCACGGCUCUCGUCACCUCGCCUUAUUGUGGAAGAGGACGGGGAAGAGGAAGGGGAACUUCAACGCGGGGAGAGAGGAGCGAGCGAGCGAGCGAGCGUGGGAUGAACUCGCGUUGAGCGGAGAGAAGCGACGCACGCGGCGAAGAAGCAGAAGACAACCACGCAGGGACUUCGACUCAUCCACACCUCCGUCUUCCCCAUCCCCCUCCCCUUCGCACGCCAUGGAAGCAGCACGGACGACGAGUAGAGGAUCCUCCGAGGGAUCCUCCAAGGGAAACUCCAAGGGACCCGCCUGUCCCCUCGCCUCCUCGGGUGGCGGCCCAUGCUCUCCGCAGUCCCCGACGCACUUCGUGCUCGCGCUGUCGUGGGCGAUCCUCGCGACCGCGUGCGUGGCGCUGUUCGCGCGCAGCGAGACGCUGGGGGGCCGGGUGAGCGCCCUCGAGCGCAGCCUCGGCGCCCUGCCCGCGGCCGGGUCCGCCGCGGUGAUGCAGCAGCAGCAGCAGCAUUGGGACGGCGUCCUCGGGCCGCGACUUGAGGCGCUUCUCAAUCGGAGGCUGGAGGAGGAACUCCCGCGCCUGCGGAGAGCGAGGGAGACGUCGACGAAGCUCUGUUCGUGCCCCCCAGGACCUCCCGGCAGGAUGGGCAAGCGAGGGCGAACCGGGGAGCCAGGGAAGCCGGGUUCUCCCGGAAGAGAUGGUUUUCCGGGCAGCAAAGGGAGCCCCGGCUUCGCGGGACCCCCGUGCCGACCCCACACCGACCUCUCAUUAAAGGGGCACGUCGGACAAAAGGGGUCCCCUGGGGAGCCGGGGCUAUCCAUCAUCGGACCCCGAGGACCCCCGGGGCAGCCUGGCUCGCGAGGUUUCCCAGGAUUUCCGGGCCCAAUUGGACUGGAUGGAAAGCACGGUCAGCCGGGUACCAAAGGAGAGCUUGGCCCUGCUGGUCCAAAAGGAGAUAAGGGCGACCAGGGUGACAUGGGCGCGAGGGGCUUACCGGGGUUGCCGCCCACACACAGCCAUCUUCUGCACAGUAACCAGAUCCACAUGAAGCUGGUGUUUCCUCGAACGAAUUACGACUUUCUGGCGGCCGACCAGCACAUUAUUAAGCGGCGGUUGAUAAAGGGAGACCAGGGCCAGGCUGGGCCGCCCGGACCACCCGGCCCUCCAGGCCCCAUCGGUCCCAUCGGCCUGCCAGGACCCAGAGGGCCGGCGGGCGAUAUGGGGAAAGACGGACCCCGUGGCCCCUUGGGGCUGCCGGGUGAGCCCGGUCAAUCUGGCAAGGAUGGCUCCAAGGGCUCACCUGGGCUGCCGGGGCUUCAGGGAGAGAAGGGAGACGGUGGCCUCCCGGGCAGGACCGGAGAGAAGGGCGAGUCCGGCCUGCCAGGCAUGAUGGGAUGGAAGGGUGAGGUUGGACCACACGGGCCACCCGGACCUCUAGGCACGAAGGGGGAGAGGGGAUAUGUAGGCUUCCCCGGGAAGCGGGGAGAAAAGGGUGCCCAAGGUUUUCCAGGCCCCAUGGGGCCCACAGGUCAAGCAGGGCCCAAGGGGGCGCCAGGAUCCGCCGCGGCCGGAAUCAAGGGGGAUCAUGGUUUUCCCGGUCUCCCUGGGCUCCCGGGACAGAAGGGCGAGGCAGGCUUGCUUGGGCCCCCUGGCUUUCCAGGCCUCAAGGGGGAAGCCGGUGGCCCGGGCCCCCUGGGCCGCCCUGGCAUCCCCGGACGCAAAGGAGCCACGGGUGAGAAGGGAGAGGUGAGCACCGCCUCGGCUUUCGUCGCUGUCAAGGGGGAACCGGGAAUGCCCGGACUUCCGGGUAUGCCCGGACUGCAGGGCCUCCCGGGGGUGAAGGGCGAUGUGGGAGACGGCGGCGCAUCCGGGCUGCCCGGGUUACCUGGCCUCAAUGGCAGCAAGGGUGAGCGUGGCGUGAAGGGCGACAUGGGAGAACUUGGAUCCCCAGGCCCCAUAGGCCCCAUGGGUCCCAAGGGCGCAGAGGGGCCCAAGGGCGAUCGCGGUUCCACUGAGGUCAUCGACUACAAUGGCGACAUCCAGGAGGCGCUUCAGGCAGUGAAAACGCUGGCCUUCAUGGGACCUCCGGGCCCACCCGGCCCACCUGGACAGAAGGGUGAAAUGGGACUUCCUGGCACUCCGGGAUUGGACGGCGAAAAGGGCCCACGCGGCAAGACAGGGGACCCCGGAGAGUCGGGGCUUCCCGGCAAGGAAGGGCCCAUGGGGCUUAAAGGGGAUUUGGGUCCCCCUGGCCUCCCGGGGCUCAUGGGACCCAGGGGAGACAAGGGGGAGCUGGGGCUGCCAGGGCCUUCGGGGCUGGAUGGGCUGACGGGCGCCGAUGGGAUGCCAGGCACUCCGGGCCUACCUGGACGCCAUGGAGAGAAGGGAGAUAGAGGGGAGAAGGGAGACUUGGGCAACGUGAUGUCUGGUCUCCAGGGUUUGCCCGGCCCCAGCGGUCCUCCCGGGCCUACGGGGCUGCAAGGUUUUCCAGGACCCAAGGGAGACGCGGGGAUGGACGGAUUGCGGGGGGAACGGGGUGACACUGGGGACAAAGGGGACCGGGGCCCCAUGGGACUCCCAGGCGCCUCGGGCUUAGACGGGCUGCCGGGACCACCGGGGCCGAACGGGCCAGCGGGGCCGCUCGGGCCAGCGGGGCCAAAGGGAGAGAAGGGAGAGAAAGGAGACUUUGGAUCCAUAGGACCUCACGGACCCCCAGGGCUACCCGGCCGGAACGGGAUGCCUGGACUCCAGGGCACGUCCGGCCUGAGGGGAGACAAGGGGGAACGGGGGGAGAGGGGAGUCCGAGGUAAAAAGGGCCCAAAGGGCGAUAAGGGAGAGCAGGGCGCCCCCGGAUUAGACGCGCCCUGUCCUUUGGGAGCGGACGGGCUGCCCCUCCCCGGCUGCUGGCAGAAAGGCGAGACGCCGUGGCUCAUCGCCAAGUAGAGGAGGCCUCUGCUGAGCGCAUUCUGCGGCUGAGCUGGAGGCGCGCUGUGUGGAGCGGCGCGUUCGACGCUGCCCCCGCGAGGGUGGAGGAGCAGCGGCGGCGACGGCAGUGGGGUGGAGGAAGAGGAAUGGAGGUGAUGGGAGGAGCGAACCCGGUGGUUGGAAUGGAACCUACCUGGAGGGACUCUUUAAACUUCCCGUUGGAGAUGCGAUGAGCGGCGUCGAGAUGUUGGGGGGUAGUGAUCAGUCCACUUCCCCCCCCCCCCCCCUCCACCACCCUCCACCGCCUCUUCCCACUCCAUCCCCGAGGUUUGGAAUUCAUUGGGAGACUCAAAUGCUCUUGAGCUGUGUUCUCGGAGCCGAUGGUGCCAGGGCAUCGUCUUUAUUAUUUCCUUCACCCCCCUGAGACGAGCGGCUACUCGGCCCACACGUGAGUUUCACCUGUCCGCGGUGUCGCUGGAUCAGGGAAAUAUCCUGGGAGCCACGAUUUGCCUUCCAGCAACAACAACAACAAAAGAAACAGUCGCCCCGAACGUCCGGGGACGACUAACCUCUCUCCCCUUCCAGCAGCCCCACGUCAUCGCCCGGCUAUUGUUUAAAUCUCUCAGCCUGUGUCGUGACGCGUGGCGCUGACGAUGCCUGACCGCCUGCGGCAAACAACAACAACAACUGCAAGUUGGGACGGGCGACAGUGGAUUUUAUUUCGCUGCCCUUUUUAACACGUGUAAUGAUGUUAUUUCACGUUUUCUUUUUUUAUAUAUAUUUUAUAAAUGUUUCCUUUUUUCGUGGAAGAGGGGGGGGGGGGUUAUUCCGUAAAAUAUACACGAACACGCUGCGUCAUUUUAUUAUCAUUACGUUUUAAGUGUAUAUAAAAUAAUUACUUGUUUAUAUAUAUUUUAUCUGUUUGCCUAUUAUUGUACGAGUCGUAUUCGUUUGUUCAGAGCUUGGCGCCUCUGUGCACAACGCGGUCUAUCUUUCAUCGACGAUUGCAUUGCGCCCGUUGUGUAACAUUUAACGCGGGUUGGCCGUUGCCUGCCCUCGAUAAACCGUGGACUUUAUUAUCCAGCUCUGAAUUAACUAACCCACAAGUGCGGUCGCGCCGUAUUUACCCGCACAGCCACUGCCACAUUGAAGGUGAUCAGCGCUGCGCGUGGGAUGGGAGAUGGUCUUGUUUCUGCAGGGUGGAGAACGCGCUUGAUGUGUGUUCGGAGUCCUGCCGCGUAUUGUUUCGGAAUGACGUCCGACGUUUUGCGCCUCGUCCUAGGAGCUGCUUCAGGAACCGAGUAUGUACCACAUACUUUAAUUUAGGGGGGAGGGGGGAAGUCUCUGUGGAGUUUCUGAUGGCGGAUCAGACUCCAGAUUGAGUAUUGGCCACAUUCGCAGCGGAUGGACAGUUUAGAUUUAUUUUUUUUAAGCGGGGCUCCCAUCAAUGACUCUCACGUCCCCAAAGUCAACUACGAUGGCAGCAUGCAAGGCCUGAGCAGAGGGGCUAAGUUCAAAGGUCGCACCAAUAUGUGAGGGGCCAGGCGUACCCUAUCGCAGGGAUGUCAACACAAAACAUCCAGAUAAAAUAUAUACAUGCAGGGUGAUCCACGCGUAGAUACGCCCUCCACUGAUCUCGAAUGGGCCUCAGCAUCUCUCAACAGGUGGCAGAAAUGUGGUAAAGCGAUGGCUCCAUGGCGUGAGAGAGGAGCGAGUGUUGGUGAGGCAUCAACUGACGUACUCUGUUGGGAUUGGUGGCGGACACCUAGAGACUGUGACGUGACGUGACGUUUUGCUCCAUUAUUGGCUCCCUUUGUUUCAGUGGGAGGGGGGGAUAUACGUGGAUCGCCCUCGGUAUUAUUUUAUUGUAAUUAUAAUGACGAUGUGCAGCUCAUUUUCGGUUGAUAGGGUAUUUGAACAAUCGUGUUUAUGUUGGUGUCGCUUGACCUAAAUAUUUUAAGUUACAACACGGCUGGUCUGUCGGGUUCCAGCCUGUAUUUUAUUAUUAUUAUUAUUAUUGCCAAAGUUAAAGGGACCGUAUCACAGAGGAAUAUUAUUAUAAUUAUCAAUGUCGGACAGAGCUCCCGUACAUACCCCGCAACUCUUGACCCUUGCUGGGGUCGCUUGCGUGUCGCACCCGUGUGUCUCCCCCGUGCGGCACGACGCAAGGGGAGGAUGCGAAGGUUUAUUUCAGUGUUCUUCGCUAAUUUUCAGAGGGCGGCGGGGGGGCUGGGAGGGGGGGGAACUUUCGCCAAUAAGACAUCGGCAAUGUGAGGGCCUCCACACAAUUGAAACCAUUGGGUGUUUGACAGCACGGUGAUGACGAUGAUGUGUUUUCACAUUUUGUGAAUUGUCAGGGGCCGCACUAUAGGCCACGAGGGGCUGCCAGUGAAGAAUACUAGUCUAUUUAAUAUAUUAAAAUCACUACAACAGCGUCAACUGCAUCACAGUUUAGCCCCCCCCCCCCCCUCCGCUAUAUAAUUAAUCUCCAUUCACUUUCAUCGAGACCGGCUAAGUCGGUUGUCAUUCCAUUUGAUUGGAAUCAGUUCCUUAGAGCGGUGGAAAUUCGAUUUCACUGAUGGACCCGUUCCAAGGAAAGUAUUUCAAUGAUGAUACCGAUGUGGUUUAUUUACGCGGGAUUAGCCCCGCCGUGUAUCAACACUCCGUGCCAAGGCGGGCCCUGCUGCACUGGGAUAUUUCACCAAUUACUCUUUCUAAAUUUCUAUAUAAUUGAGAGUUUGGCUUCGUGUAGGAGAAAACCGAUACAAGGAAGGAGAUAGUCCAGAUGGGGCUUGUGAACCGCUUGCUGUCAUGCCAUCUGCUGGCCAGCUCGCAUCCCCCGCGCGGAAUUGGGAUUUUGACAAGUAAAGGAUUUGCAAAUUGAAAAUAGAUUUGUUACAAUAGCAGUGGCCCAGCACGAAGGUUUGUGUCAUAGUUGUAGUGGUGGUGGUGGUGAAAGUCUAAUGACAACCAAUCUAAUGGAGAUUCUCUGGGUUACUGCAAUUCAAACAAUUCGGGCAUUUGUUGAGCGAAUAGAAAUUGAAAGUGGUGAUGCGGAAAGGUCUAACUCAAAACAAACUCACUACGUCGGUCACUGAAACACUGCCUUGCAGCGGAACACAAAUAUAACAGGCUGACGUUUUGGGCAAUGGCCCUUAACCAAAGCAGAGAUUGACCAGCGUGGAGUUAAAAUCCGUACUUUACCCUGGGGGAAAUAUCUGAAUGAACACUUUGGCAUUGCUGCACGGAGCAGCGAGUCCUUCAUCUCGCCUCGUUAACGGGGCCCUCUCUGGCGUCCGCUUCCCACUUAACAGGCACCUCAGCCCUGCGGGGUUGAAGUUCAGUCUCUGACCGAGCCAUUGCAUCCCUCUGUCCGUGGGUGGGUGGGUGGGGAGGGGAGGGUGUUUUACGUGUUCCCAGUAAUUGCUCUGUCCUCUAUGGUUAUUAUAGUUGUUAUAACUCGAUUCCUUUGUAGCAAUUUUAUUUUUUAUUGUUUCUCACACAUAUAUUUUACCUAAAUCAUUCCUGUUAACUUUAGAAUAGUAGUCAAACUCACGAUGACGUGUCGUAUAUAUUUAAACAUUUUGGGCGGCCCCUUUUUUUUCUUUCUGUUAAUCGACUCUGUUACAAGGGUAAUACUUUACAAUUGCGAUACUUAGCACACAAACAUAUAUAACCUUAUCGAUUGUACAUUCAUAUAACACAUGGCUGAUGGACGCGUCUUGCGACUUUCACAUGUAGGUCUUUGUUUAUCGUAGCAACACAUGUUAACUGGAUCCAGGGCUUAAUUUCAUCAAGACCAUCAGAAUAUGUAUUUAUACUGGAGGAAUCUGAUGAGCUAUGAAGCUCUUUUUGCACAGAUGUCCAGUAGUUUCACAGAUGCCCAGCAGAAAAUCAUCACGGAGACCCCGAUAAAUAUUGACGCCACCCGGCACACCACAACCCCAGUCAGUAAUAUCUCUCAUUGUGGACUGUGGCGACGACUUGUUGUCACGUCACACCAACUCGAGUCGAUGCCAGAACCCAGAAUAUGUCUUCGCCCGGCGCACCACAUCAACCAUAUGCAUCUCGCCAGGACUCUGGUGGCUACUCCUCACGUGCCUACCUACUCCAAUCAGUGCCGGAUUAAGCUAGUGCGGGGCCUGUAGCAUAUGUUGUUAUAAAGGGGCCCUACAUGUAAAAAAUAUAUAUUAAAACACAAUUUUUGUUACUUGCAUAGUAAAGUAAUUGUAUUUUUUCAUUUUCUAUACAGCCAGAUAAUACGACAAAUCGCUCACCUUAAACACCCAGUCGGUCAUAAAUGUUGAAGGCAGUAUAGUACUAUAGUAAUAGAGCAAGUGCAGAAUCACAAAAACGGAAUUGAUAGCGUGGAAGCAUUUAGCGUGGGGCCUUUGAAAGUGCGGGGCCCGUAGCUACUACAUAUGUAGCUACUACAUACAGUAUGUAGCUACUAGAUAUGUGGCUACUACAUAUGUAGCUACCACAUAUGUAGCUACUUUUGCUACGAGGAUAAUCCGGCACUGACUCCAGUUCAUCUCCGCGAGCCGCGACAUAUUUAGUAGAGAAAUUACGCCCUGACCUGAUCUAAUUCGUUCUUACUUAGACUGGACAUCCCUACUCUGCCACCCGCUGUGUUGACCGCACGUAGUGAGUGUGUGUGUAUAUAUUUUAAUGAAUCCGUAUGCUAAUUUGGCGUCGUUUUCCUGUUAUUAUUUGACACCGCGGAUUUAUUUCGGCAGCUCGGCGCCCGUCGUGCCUGAUGUCACACGCUAUGUCUUCUCUCCCUCGUGGUUUAAUAAAUGCCCAGUCUGUUGCGCUUGCUGGUGGUGUAAUAUAUAAUGGUGUAGUGGUCUAUAGAGUUGCCGUUUGUAAGUGUGGCUGUCUUCUAUAGCCCAGGUCUAGGGGGUGGUGGUGAUCUGUAGGAGUGGUACAAUGGUCAGUCACUCGGUCGAUUUCGAGUGAGGCCCAUUGAGCUAAGACGCCUCUGCUGUUUCAAUGGCGACCUGUCCAAAGCGGUAAGCAAUUUGCAUUCGAAGGGAGGGUGUAUAGCGUUUGUAUAGAGCAAAUGCAGUUACAUUUUGUAUAAUGGAAAUCCGGUAAACAAUACAAAAUUCCAUGCAUAACACUCAUGAGUGGAGCUCGCAUACGGCAUUUAACGUGGCAUUCACAGUGGCAAAGAUUGCAUUUGCGCAUUCAGAUUUAACGUAUUUCCAAAAGUGGCAAUGUGUUUUCGUUCCAGUGACAAAUGUCUUUGCUGCCCGUAUGGGCGCGCUGACGUAUUUGGCGUCGUGACCAGUUGGUGUGCUGCCCCCCACCCCACCCCCCUCGACGUGUGGCGAUCGUAGAGGGGGUGGAACAAUCGGUGUGACGCUCCGUAGGCGUAGUUCUCAUUCGCGUGGGUCAUCUCGGCUUGGUGAUCCACGGGUUGCUUGGCGGAGACGCGCGCACACGCACACACGUGCUCCAGGCGUGCGCCACGCGAGCCAAGCUACGGAAACUCGCCGUUACCACGCCAAGAACGUUUCUCCGUACAAGAUGACCGCUGUCGACUAUCCUACGGCGUAGCUCAUCCUCUCACCAGGAGACACCCAGCGGCGGUCGCUUUUAACAUCCCGAGAGAUGAUGAUGGUCUGGAUAUUCACCUGUGUAUAUAUUUGCGUGAGGAUGCUAAUAACGGGAGCAUUGUGAGACAGCACGCCCAUAACUUUCACGCAACGUUUCAAUUAAGUUGUAAAAAAAAAAUACCACUGCGAGAUUACAUGCCAUGUCGGUCAAGGAGGGCUCUUUGACCAUACUUCACCACGCUGGUCAGUGCAGGUUGGGGUGAAGUGGAGGCGGAAGAGGGGGGGGGGGGGAGACAGGAACAUUGUUCAGAUGUGACUCGUCACUGAUGUUAGCCGUGGCCAGGAUUCAAACUCAGGUCGCCGUGUACGCAGUGCAGUGUGCUCACCACUGUUCGCCCACAGAUUAACAGUAUAGAUAUCCAGUUUGUAUACGUAGGGUGAGCCGUGUAUGGAUUCCACACCUGUUUCGAAUAAUUAUCUUCCUCUUUAGUUUCUUGGAGGUAAAUCGCACCUAUUAUGUUGGGCAAAGUGUAUCGGGAGAGUAUGCGGAGAUUUCUGGGACACGUGUAGAGUAAUUUGUUGUGUUUUUUUACCCGAUAUUCCGUAGUUCUGACUUUAAUGGGGUAUCUUUAAAUGUAUUGCCCUCUGCAAUUUAUAUUUGUAAAUGGAGUUUAUAAAGCCAUCUGUGGGCUGAAAACGUGACCAUUGUGGGGGUUUUUUUUUCUAGCAUGCUCCGUUGCAGUAAAUGAUUUGCCGUAUUUUCUGGAUUAUAAGACGCCCCGCUGAAAGUAAGACCCAAACGUGCACGUGGUUUCAAGUAAAGUAAUGCAAAUCUGGUCAGGCACGUACGCGCACACACGCCGGGUUAUAAGACGCAGCCCCAAUGUUCUCAUAUAAAAUACAGGGGAAAUAAGUGCGUUUUAUUAUCCGGAGAAUAGGGUCGUUGUCGGAUAUUCUCCGCUGUUGGCCAGCGGUGAUUUUGUAUUCCGUGCGUGCGUUCGCUCGCUCGAAACCGCUUGAAACUGCAUCUCGUUAUUUAACGACUUCCAAAGGUUCUCGUACUAUGCAGCGGGAGAUCUUCGCAACAUUAUUUUCAGCUUAAACUGACAUACACGUUUCACCAAUUUCCCACGUUACACGCACAUUAUUGCGGCUGAGUUGUGUGUGUUGGAUGGGGUUUGGUGGAUGGUGCGGCACACCGAUUCAUAGUUGGGUUUUGGAUACAGGACAACGUGGUGAUUAGGAUCUCUCCAAAUGUUGCCCUCCACCACUCUACAAAACCAAACAAAUUGUCGGGCACUGGACAAGCGUAUAACAAUGCACCGAUUAUGCAGUAUGUUGAAAUUCUUUCGCACCGUAUGUUGCCAAAAGUGCUAAUCAGAGGUGCGGGGGAAGGAUAGAUAACACACGCAAUACACACGCAGGAGUUCUAAAGAAAUUUAAUUUUGAUUUAAAGCUUUCGUGACUGCAGUAAUUCAUAUUCUUAGCUCUUUCGGUAAAGUCACGUUGAAGGGAAACAAUAAAAUAAUAAAAGAGCUAAAGAAAUUAGUUAACCGGUAAACAAUUCUCAUAACCGAAUGCAUUUUGACGGUCUGAGAUAACAUUUCUCCAGAUCACCAUAUCUGUGUAUCGGCUGUGAAAAACCCCUACGUGUUAAGGAUUGGACACUGUUUUGCAGAUUUAAGAUUUUGAGUUGAAGAACACCAUAAAUGGUAUUGCAUAUAAACACAACUAAUUAUUUUGAGUUAGAUCGUGCAGGCAUAAUGUAAUCUUUUUCACUAUAACCCUCCAUCUUCUUCCGCAACUCCGAUUAGCACGGUUGGCUACGUACGGUGCAAAAGAAGUUCAACAUGCAACCCGACAAUCAAUCAGAUCAAGUUUUCACGUGGGAAAAUAUGCAAAUGGUCUUUGUUUUUCAGCAAAAAUGUUUUUACUCUGAUAGAUACAAGGCUAUGGGUUUAUGCCUAACACGUUGGCGGUUUUAAAGAAUGCACAUUGAUCGCCAGGCGCGUCUUUAUGCACACACACACACAACGUUGACGAUGUAAUGAUGUGCUCUCUUAUAUUUUCUCUUUUUUGUGUUAUUUUAAUGUCUAUACGAUUAUUGAAUGCUACCUAUAUUUGUUUCCGUUUUGUAAAAUUGCGCAUAUUAUUUUACGGUGGUCGUGUUUCGUCGAUGACCUUUGCCACUUGGCUGGACAUAGGGCCCUCCCCCCUCAUUCCAUAAGGCGGCUAUUUUAUUACCAAACAUGGGCCUAUAGGUGAAAAUUCCACAAUCCUAUGGCGGGGAGCAGUAUAUCCAUAGAACCGCCACUGUUGACUCACCACGCGCCAAUCUUCAUUAGGUGGUACUCAUUUUAACCGACCGAUGGAGGGAUGGUGAUGAUAAUGAUGUAAUUAUGAUGAUGAUGAUGUGCUGGCUAAGUCGAUCUUGGCCGGUUUGUGAAAUAAUUUUUUUUGCACGUUGGCAUUGGAACUAAGUCGUAUUUUGUUGUUGUUUAAACUGAAUUUCACACCCACACGCUGCGAUGUUCAAGUUUCAAGCGUAUUUUUUUUACGUAACCAGGGUGUGUCUCCUUUGCAAGAGCGACCUGGGGUGUUCGUGUGCCAUUA